ACAACUCCUAAGUAAAACGCCGCGAUCCAAUUGGCUUCUUGCAUAGCUGACUGAGGCGAAAGGAAAAAGGAGAGAGAAGAGUCCCACUAAACCCAACAACAGAAGCCGCAACAUUUCACACACCUUCGAACCUCCAAAUACAGAGAGAUGCAGAGGUUUAAAGGGGUUUUACAAUCCACAAAUUCACUUCAUAAAUUUGGCUUUCUCUCUCCUUUUAGAACCUAUUUGGCUCAACCUAGUUACUUACCUCAAUAUGAUCGUGAGGAAGAUCAGGUUUUGGUUGAAGGAAGAGCAAAUUCAAGGGCAGCAAUUCUCAACAGACCUUCUUCACUCAAUGCCAUUUCAACUUCUAUGGCUAGUAGGCUUAAGAGAUUGUAUGAAUCAUGGGAAGAAAACUCUGAUCUUGGGUUUAUCAUAAUGAAGGGAAAUGGGAAGGCUUUUUGUUCUGGUGCCGAUGUUGUUAGUCUCUAUCAGCUGAUUAAUGAAGGGAAAGUUGAAGAGUGUAAGAGCUUUUUCGUUACAUUGUACAGAUUUGUAUACCUCAUGGGUACUUAUGUUAAGCCUCAUGUGGCUAUCUUGGAUGGGACCACUAUGGGAGCUGGUGCUGGUAUAUCUUUAUUAGGAAUGUUCAGAGUGGCGACUGAUAGAACAGUAUUUUCUCAUCCAGAGACACAACUGGGUUUCCAUCCUGAUGCUGGGGCUUCUUUUUUCCUUUCUCGUCUACCUGGUUAUCUAGGGGAAUACCUGGCUCUGACUGGAGAUAAACUGAAUGGUGUUGAUAUGAUUGCUUGUGGUCUUGCUACUCAUUACUGCCUAAAUGCGAGACUUCCGUUGAUAGAAGAGCGCCUUGCUAAAUUGUUCACAGACGAUCCAUCUGUGGUAGAAAGUUCGCUUGCUCAAUAUGGUGACCUUGUCUACCCUGAUAAGAGUAGCAUUAUCUACAAAAUCGAAACAAUUGAUAGAUGUUUCAGCCAUGAUACAGUUGAGGAGAUUGUUGAUGCUCUGGAAAAGGAGGCAGCUAAUUCUUCUGAUGAAUGGUGCAAGGCUACCCUGAAGAAACUAAAAGAAGCCUCUCCAUUGACCUUGAAAGUCACUCUACGAUCUAUCCGUGAUGGGAGAUUUCAACCUAUCGACAAAUGUCUAGCUCGGGAAUACAGAACAACUGUUAAUUGCAUAUCCAAAAGAGUUUCGAAUGACUUCUGUGAGGGUGUUAGGGCACGCUUGGUUGACAAAGACUUUGCUCCUAAAUGGGAUCCUCCUACUCUUGAAGAUGUAAGCAAGGAUAUGGUGGAUUGCUUUUUCUCACCACUCGGAGAAUACGAGCCUGAGCUUGACCUGCCUACAUCACUGCGAGAACCAGAUAUGUGAUAGCCGAUGUCUUCUGUAGCCCAGUCCAGAGUUUUGUAGCAUUGAUGUUUACUUGUAGAAUAUCGAGUCCCUAGAUUUUUUAUUUUUUUUUUCUUAUACAAGAAAUUACUUUAGCUGCUCAAAGAAGAGAUGAUUGACUGUUUUGAAACAGUUGGAUUUGUCUAGGGUGAGGCUGAGAAUAUCACAAGUUGUUCAAAUUGAUGUCUUGUUUACCAAAAUCCUUAUCAAGAUCAAUAAUUACUACUUUCUGGUUAUUUA
Messenger RNA from Chenopodium quinoa (quinoa), 1626 nucleotides. Its product is annotated as 3-hydroxyisobutyryl-CoA hydrolase-like protein 2, mitochondrial. Gene Ontology annotation, biological process: L-valine catabolic process. NCBI's taxonomy places the organism in Eukaryota, Viridiplantae, Streptophyta, Magnoliopsida, Caryophyllales, Amaranthaceae. Gene Ontology annotation, molecular function: 3-hydroxyisobutyryl-CoA hydrolase activity. The transcript is spliced from 14 exons. The record is from RefSeq and is a predicted model, not a curated record. The coding region runs from base 148 to 1368 and encodes 406 amino acids.